AUGACGCUUUUACCGCCAAUACCAGGGCCAAAAUUACACCCAUUCUUCUCGGAUCGCGAGACUUCAUCUACCGAAUGGGUUAAAGAGAUUGGACAGGGCGUCGACGCAGUAGUAUGGAAGGUCGAGAUAGCCGGAAAAUCGUAUGCAUUGAAACUGUUUAUGCCAGCCAGAUAUGACCUCGGUGAAUGCAUCGAGUGGGGCGACAACGACGACGAAGACGCCCGGAUCUUCGAGAGCCUCGAAUCGUACGAGAACGCCUUCUUCAGCGAGUGUCGCGCCUACGGUCGGCUCAAAGAAGCGGGAAACGAGGCCCUGGCCGUCCAAUGCCACGGCUACAUCUUGUUCACAGGCUCAGCCGAUGACCCACCGUCCAGCGGUGAAGACCCCCUACGUCUCCGCGACCCCAGGGACCCUCGACCAAUGCGAGCAGUCGUCAAAGACCUAAUCGACAGCUCAGUCCCGAAUUUCACCAGAAAAAUGGUGCCCGGUAUGAUGAAGGACCUCGAGGGCAUGCACCGGAUCGGUAUAUACACAGGUGGCGACCUCCGAGAGGACGCCUACCUCAACGGCAAGCUGGUCGACUUCAGUCGAGCGCAGACUGUGCCAGACGAGCGGAUGGGAGGCAGCAAAAUGUUAACAGAUCGCGAUGACGCCGCCAUGAACUUCACCGUCUUCGACUGCAUAAUCGAUCGCUGGAACGAGGAACACCCUCCGAGAGAGCAGAUACGACACAGGUUCCUUCCUAAUCUAGAAAUCAUCUGGCGUCUGCGAGGUCGCAAGCGGGCUGUGAGAAGGCGACGCCUGGAUCCGUGGGGCUUGAAGCGGUUUAAUCCCGUGGACUACGAUUGGGAGGGUGCUCUGGCACGGAGGGAGGCCGCGGGCAAAGAUAGGGGCACGAAACCUCGCGUAGGCGUUAGCGAGUCGGGCGUUAUUAAGACGCAAAGAAGAUGA
Molecule: messenger RNA, 951 nt
Organism: Anthostomella pinea
Lineage: Eukaryota; Fungi; Ascomycota; Sordariomycetes; Xylariales; Xylariaceae
Source: the annotation of a GenBank genome assembly